Drosophila persimilis is the source of this 981-nucleotide messenger RNA. RefSeq names its product heterochromatin protein 1 (gene Su(var)205). The transcript has 5 exons. Gene Ontology annotation, cellular component: nucleus; pericentric heterochromatin. The record is from RefSeq and is a predicted model, not a curated record. Lineage: Eukaryota; Metazoa; Arthropoda; Insecta; Diptera; Drosophilidae. The coding region runs from base 111 to 728 and encodes 205 amino acids. Gene Ontology annotation, molecular function: chromatin binding. Gene Ontology annotation, biological process: chromatin organization; negative regulation of transcription by RNA polymerase II.
UUUUUCAACGACGGGGCAUUGUGUGAGGAUAUUCAAAUAAACAGUCCAGCAAACUGCUGAUUCUUCUUUUUUUACUUAACCAGCAUAAGUGUUCGAACAACAUACAAAAUAUGGGCAAAAAGACUGAUAAUCCCGAAAACGCCGAUGGCCCCAUGUCCGAGGCGGAGGAGGAGGAGUAUGCCGUGGAGAAGAUCCUUGAUCGUCGUGUUCGAAAGGGAAAGGUGGAAUACUACCUAAAGUGGAAGGGCUAUGCCGAGACAGAGAACACUUGGGAACCGGAAAACAAUCUCGAUUGCCAAGAUCUUAUCCAGCAGUAUGAACUGAGUCGUAAGGAUGAGGAGAAGGCAGCGGGGGGCAAAAAGGAUCGUCCCGGAAGCAGUGCCAAAGUGAAGGAAACGGGACGUAGCUCCACUGGCACCGGUGUGCCAGCCAGCAAGCGCAAAUCGGAGGAGCCGUCAGCGCCCAAUGGAAAAUCAAAACGAACAGAGCCUGACCAGGAUAGCAAUGACUCGAACGGAUCGACUACUACGGGCUUUGAUCGCGGCCAGGAGGCGGAAAAAAUAUUGGGGGCCUCCGACAACAAUGGCCGCCUUACAUUCCUAAUUCAGUUCAAGGGUGUCGAUCAGGCCGAGAUGGUUCCGUCGUCAAUUGCAAACUUGAAGAUCCCGCAAAUGGUGAUUGGCUUUUAUGAGGAGCGACUCUCCUGGUACUCGGACAACGAGGACUAGCCUCUCUAUCAGUUACCCGGAGCGUGUGACCCAUGGGAAGAAGCCCCGACAGUACAUAAUAUUUAAACAUAUAUAAUUAGUUACGUAGUUUAAUCUCAAGUGCACACCCCCUUUUCAUUUGAGAUAUACCGAAUCACGAGAUAUGCGCUUCGAUCACAAAAAACAAAUAUUUUUCCUUUCUCCAUCCCAAAAGGAUUAACCUGUAUUUCCAUGUAAAUUGAAAUUAAUAAAUGCGAACUUGUUUUCUACACGA